AUGGAUUUGGUGGAUGCUUUGAAGGAAGAGCCGUGGUAUCGUGGCCAGGUGGUUCAUGUGAAUCAGACCGGUGCACGAAAAGCUAUCUUUUUGGAACCCAAGGUGGCUCUUCAGCCUGUUCUCAAAGAGGUCUUGAACCGGUCCCUGUUGAGCGGCUCUUCAAGCUCUUCAGCAUCACAGAGUGGCGUUUUGAAACUCUACAGCCAUCAAGCUGAAGCCAUUGAUGCCAUUCUGUUGGAACGGCGGGAUGUGAUUGUGAGCACUUCCACUGGCAGUGGCAAGUCGUUGAUUUAUAUGAUCGCCAUUUUUGAAGCGCUACUCAAAGAAGAAGAUGCCACGGCCAUUCUGAUCUUUCCCACAAAGGCCUUGGCACAGGACCAACUAAGAGCCUUGACAGAUGUCGCAGAUGCUUUGAUCCAACUGGGGGUGCCAAAAGAGAAGCUGACCUUCGCCACAUUGGAUGGAGACACACCGCAAAAGGAACGACAGAAGAUCCGAAGAGAGACACGGGUCGUUUUGACGAAUCCAGACAUGCUACACAGCCACGUGUUGCUGCAGCAUGUGGAGUACGCCCAUUUGCUGCACAACGCUCGCUAUGUCGUCUUGGACGAGGCCCACGUGUAUCGGGGAGCUUUUGGCGCUCAUGUUUGCAGCGUCAUGCGAAGGCUCAGGCGCCUGGUGGAACCGAAGUCCUUGCAAUUUAUUGCCUGCUCAGCAACAGUUGCUAAUCCUGGAGAGCACCUUCAACGUCUCCUUGGGCAAGAGCCGCAAGUGGUCUCCAAGGAUGGUUCACCCAGUGGCGGGCACAUCUACGUCAUGUGGGACCCGUUUUGUGGUGAGUUGAAAGGUUGUGUUGUGAAGGGUUAUCGAGGAAUCAUGCAGGAGAUGCUUACUUCAGCCCCGCAGCUUGCAGCGUCGCCAAUCGUGGAAGUGACACGGCUGCUAGCUUGGCUCGUUUCCCGCAACGUGUCAUGCUUGGCAUUUUGCAAGUGGCGCAGUUUGGUGGAGAUUGUGCUUCAAGACGUGAAGGACGCCCUGAGCCAAAGCGAGGCGCCCGAGUUGAGCAAGCGAGUGGUCUCAUAUCGUGGAGGGUACCCACCACACCUCCGGCGUCAACUGGAGCAAGACAUUUUCCGCCGGAAAGUCUUGGGUGUAGCUUGCACAAAUGCUUUAGAGCUUGGCAUUGACAUUGGCAGGCUGGACUGUACCCUGUCCUUCGGCUUCCCGGGCUCGGUGGCCUCCUUGCGGCAGCAGUUCGGCCGUGCUGGGCGCAACGGGCGCUUGGGCAUCUCCUUCUACGUGGCCUUUGAAGACCCUACAGACCAGCAUUUCGUGCGAAGACCACGUGAGUUGUUGGCCCGGCGACCUGAAGCCGUGGCCGUGUGGCCAUCCAACGCCGCAGUUCUCCAAGCACAACUGCCUUGUGCAGCGGCUGAGCGACCUUUGGAGGAGGCUGACCAAAGGUAUUGGGAGUCUUUGGAUGAUGCGGGUCGUGAUCCUUGGAAGACCGCCGUGCAGAAAUGUCUCACCAAUGGCACUUUGGAGCUCAGUCAGCAGCAACUGGUGCCUGGGCGGCAAUGCAACGCACGUCCUGGUGGUCCACAUCGUGCAGUGAGCAUCCGAGCUGUGGAGAACCACUUCGAAGUGCUGGAAGAAGUCGAAGCUGGCGGCGGCUUCGAAGAUGGCGGGUUUCUAUCGCAGCCCAGGCAUGAAGGGCGCACUUUUCGCAAAUUGGACGAGAUUGAAGUCUCCAAGGCCUUCUAUUACCUGCAUCCCGGCGCCGUAUACCGCUACAGGGGCAAUGAAUAUUUUGUUUUGGAGCUCGAUGUUGUGAGGCGCAAGGCCACUGUGAAGAAAAGCGAGGUACCUCUUGCAUAUUACACAAGGGCUUUUGAUUCCACGCAGGUGCGAAUUUUGACCCGUGAAAAAGAGGCCAUGUCAGGGAAGGCCAAGAUUUAUUGUGGGGAGAUGGAAUUGGAGAGCCGUGUGAAGAGUUUCAAGAGGUUCUGGAAGUCCCGGGACGUGCCACAGGAAGCGGAAGUUGAGGUGAGUUUACCCAGCUGGGGGUACACUUCUCGUGGUUUGUGGUUCGAAGAUCCGCUGGGUGUGGCAAGGAGGCCGGGGCUCUUGGCUCCAAAGCAGCAAGAAGAAUGGACCUGGGGUGGUGGCUGGGCUGGCGCACACGCUGCCAUGCAUGCUCUUCUUCGCGUGGUGCCCUUGUUUGUAUUGGCUGAUCGGCAGGACUUAGAUGCAGCAUGCGUUGAUGAGCAUGGCUUGCCGCCAAUGGACCAUCCGAGACUCAUGAUUUUUGAUGCCAAAGAUGGUGGCCUGGGCUUGUGCGAUGCCGCUUUUCUACAUGGUUUCGCGUUGUUGCGUGAGGCUAGACGUUUGGUGGAAGAUUGCCCUUGUGAGGAUGACCGUGGAUGCGUGAAUUGCAUUAUCGAUGCACAUUGCCGAGAAUACAAUCGGCUCUUGUCGAAACGUGGAGCCUUAGAAUGGCUCCGAAGCUUAGAGUUUGGAGAGGCCACCGGAAGUACCGAAGAAAAAGCAACACCGAACAUGGAAAAGCUUCACGCCUUAGAUUGUUUGGCAUGUGUGCCAUGA
This is a messenger RNA of Durusdinium trenchii, 2604 nucleotides long. Lineage: Eukaryota; Dinophyceae; Suessiales; Symbiodiniaceae. The record is from the annotation of a GenBank genome assembly.